AUGCGCGUCAUUCUUCAAAACCGCCACACUGGACAUGAUCGCCUGCGUCGCUCUCAUCUGUUGCAUAGGGAUCUUACUUCACUUGGGCCUCUCCUGCCAUCCAGUGACUGUAUGGAGUUGUGUGACUGUGGGUUUGCCAAGCAGUUGGGGCGGGGCAGCGUGGAGCUUGGCCUUGCCGCAUACGGGACAACCUGUUUUUGCUAUUACUUACCAGAGGCAUUUAAAAGGGGUCUUCUAAAAAUAACCAAUGCAAAGUCCGGGGUUCGGGCGUCAUUCGCUAUGCGCUCAUUACAUUGCGUAGACCCUUUUAUGCGAUCUCGUUACUGCGGUAGUUCAAAAACAAAAAACUAUCAUGUAACCCCCAUGGCUCAUGGUUGGCCAACUUCAAUCUGGGGAAUUGGUCUCGCCGUGCUUGUGGGUACUUCCGGACAACACUACAAACGGCCCAAUGGUAUCCGCUCUGUUUCGUGGUCCAUACGCCACACAGCGUCUCCUUCAGCUCAUGGCGGCCGUGACGCAGCGCGUGGUUGCGAGUGUCGCCACUAA
Molecule: messenger RNA, 546 nt
Organism: Trypanosoma conorhini
Lineage: Eukaryota; Euglenozoa; Kinetoplastea; Trypanosomatida; Trypanosomatidae
Exons: 1
Coding region: 1-546 (181 amino acids)
Source: RefSeq, a predicted model, not a curated record